Messenger RNA from Saccoglossus kowalevskii, 1176 nucleotides. RefSeq names its product ATPase family gene 2 protein homolog B-like. Gene Ontology annotation, biological process: autophagosome maturation; mitotic spindle disassembly; retrograde protein transport, ER to cytosol. The record is from RefSeq and is a predicted model, not a curated record. Gene Ontology annotation, cellular component: VCP-NPL4-UFD1 AAA ATPase complex; nucleus; cytosol. Gene Ontology annotation, molecular function: ATP binding; ATP hydrolysis activity; polyubiquitin modification-dependent protein binding. NCBI's taxonomy places the organism in Eukaryota, Metazoa, Hemichordata, Enteropneusta, Harrimaniidae.
AUGGAUGCUGCUGAUCGGGACUUGAUGGUUACAGUCUUACCAAUUGAUCCAAAGAAUUUGGGAAGCCAGAAAUGUCACAUUGGUCCCAAAAUGAUGAAAGACCUGUCACUUAAUAUGGGUACAUGGGUCUGUAUCACGUGGCAAGGUUGUGAAGUGCUCUGUCAAAUCUGGCCAAGAAGUGAUCUUUGCGAAGAAUAUGUACAGUGUGAUACAACUGUCUACCGAACCAUUAAUCCAGAGAAGAGUCGUGUCAGUCCCAGUAUGUUGUCUGGAACUAUUCACAAAUCUAACAUGAAAAAGUUGAAGGUGACAAAAUUAAACUGUGUUAGUGUGUCGUUAGUUUCACAGAGAUCUACGGAUGAAGCUAUCCAUUAUGCUCUGGAUGAUUCCUGUUUGUCAGAUUACAUUCACAAUAUUCUUGUGAACCAUGCACUUUUCCAAAACUCGGUUGUCCGACUUCAGGAUCUUGAUCACUGUGGUGCUCAUCGCUACACUAGAAUUACGCAUAUUAUAAUAAAACAUUUCGACAUAGCUGGGCAACAAAAUUCGGGCAAAAAGUCUUCAAAUGUUAAGAAAGUAGGAAUCGUUUCAAUGUCAACCAAGGUUAAAAUAGUUGGCCAGAUGAGUAAUGAGAGAUUUGAGGGGCAGAGUGUUCAGUGCUCAUAUGGCGGGCUCGAAAAUCCAGCAAAAAUGCUGAAAGAGUACAUUAGUUACCCAUUUGUGUACCAAGAGUCUUUCAAAAGACUUGGACUUGAGUGUCCUAAAGGUGUGCUCCUUCAUGGGCCUACUGGAGUCGGCAAGACAUUGCUGGUGAGGGCAGUAUGUGCUGAAUGUAAUGCUUUUAUUGUGCAAAUCAAUGGUCCAGAAAUUAUUGGGCCCCAUCCUGGCGAAAGUGAGGAAAAUCUGCGUAAAAUUUUCCAGAAGGCUAACCGACUCUCAGAAGAGGGUCCAACAGUGUUAUUUAUAGAUGAACUAGAUGCACUGUGCCCUAAACGUGGACAUGGAAGUCGUGGACAUGAAAAUAGAAUUGUUGCACAGUUAUUAACUUUAAUGGAUGGCCUGGAAACGCGUGAGAAGUUAAUUGUGAUUGGCGCCACCAAUAGGCCAAAUGCUAUAGAUGUAGCAUUGAGAAGACCUGGAAGGUUUGACAUAGAAGUAAGUAAACAGUCACUAUAA